GACAUUACCCUGGGCGUCUUGGUAGUGACGAAUGAGCUUCUAGUGGGGUUGGAGCUCGCGCAUCGGGUCUCUGUCAGCGGUGCUGCCCCGCGGCUCGCCGUCCCGGACGGUGCUGUGCAGUGCCGGUAGCCUGCCCUACCCUCGCGUCUCCGCGCCGGUCUUCGUUCAUCGACCUCGGUGUUCCUCCUUCCCUUCCUUCGUUCCGUGGCGGUUUGGUUCAUAUCCUUGGACCCGCACGCAGUUUAAGGAACUCAAGCCUGGGACAAUGGUGUGCAUUCCUUGUAUCGUCAUUCCAGUUCUGCUCUGGAUCUUCAAAAAGUUCCUGGAGCCAUACAUAUACCCUCUGAUAUCCCCCGUUGUCAGUCGUGUAUGGCCUAAGAAAGCCAUACAAGAAUCCAGUGGUAAAAAUACAGGCAAAGUAGACUGCAAGGGUGCAGAUACCAACGGAUUACCCACAAAGGGACCAACAGAGGUCUUUGAUAAAAAGAAAGACUAGUGUGGUUUUUCUGAAAGCCCUUGGCUGUUUUGAAAUGGACCCGAUAAUAUGAAGCACCUUCUUUGUCUCUUGAUUUUUUUUUUCUCUGAGACCAGGAGUCUAGAUAAGCAGUUUAGAUAUCUACUUGAUACUGAUCAGGAAGUACAUGGCAUUUAUAUUUAAAGUGUAAGUAGUUAUAUUUAAUGACCUCACCCUGAGUUUCCUUUUCAUUAAAGUAGCUUUUGUUUCUAUUAUUCCAUUUUACUAAUAUAAUAAAUAGAAGAUUUGUGUGAGCAGACACUCAGAACUUGGGGUGCUUGGGUCUUUACAUUGUUUUACACGACUUUGGCUGCUGUUUUCGCUUCCUGUGGGCUCUUGUAACUUGAGUGGGAUGAGUCUUACUAUUCAGCAGACAGUACAGCAGACAAACUGUGAAAAAGGUAAUUACUGCCAAGCGCAAUGGAGAGCUGUUGCUUAGGAUCCGUUACUACUCCAAGUUAACUAGAUAAGAAGGACCUACGGGAAGCUUCUUUGAAAAAUGGCACAUCAACAUCAAUGUCAGUCACAUAAAUUCUAAUUCUGCUCUACUUCUAUUCCCGCAAAUGCAUUAAACAUUAAAUUUAA
Mesocricetus auratus (golden hamster) is the source of this 1099-nucleotide messenger RNA. It is a transcript of the gene CUNH18orf32, whose product is annotated as chromosome unknown C18orf32 homolog. NCBI's taxonomy places the organism in Eukaryota, Metazoa, Chordata, Mammalia, Rodentia, Cricetidae. Gene Ontology annotation, biological process: positive regulation of canonical NF-kappaB signal transduction. The coding region runs from base 266 to 496 and encodes 76 amino acids. The record is from RefSeq and is a predicted model, not a curated record. The transcript has 3 exons.